AUUGGGAUUCUUCCGUUCAGGAACAAAGUCUUGUUGCCUGGCGCAAUAAUUCGGAUUCAAUGCACUUCUCCAAGCAGUAACAAGUUUCUGCGUGUACAAAGUGGACAAUAUCUAGCACGGUUAGCCUGGGAUGUUACAGAUGGUACCAAGGCAGGAACUGGACUGGUGUGCCAGCGAGGAUGCUGGACUCCUAAGGGGGUGGAUUGUAAGAUCCCACAUUAGUUGGAGAGGGGAAUGAAGGUUUCCUCAUAACGGACCGGAUACCUUCUCAAUCAGACCCGUUUCAAAACUAUGAGUCCAGGUGUGUGGACAAUAUCUGGUACGAUUAACCUGGGAUGUUACAAGCUUCUCUGCUAAAUGCUUGUGUGUGAAAUUGGUGGAACAAGAACUGUGGCAGAGGGAGGAUAAAGGGUUGAUUGGCAUUCUGCCAGUUCGAGAUUCUGCAGAAACGAUCACAGUGGGAUCUAUGGUGACUCAAGGGGGUGACUUGGGUGGUAGAAGCUCCAAGAAUCAACCAGGCUUAUCAGAUUCUCACAAGCUUGAUGGGAAAAGUCAGGAACCCAUCCAUUGGCAUACAAAGGGAGUUGCUGCUCGUGCAUUGCAUCUAUCAAGAGGAGUCGAGAAACCAAGUGGAAGGGUUACCUACAUAGUAGUUCUUGAAGGCUUGAGCAGAUUUAGUGUACAGGAGCUCAACACAAGAGGAACAUACACUACUGCAAGAAUUUCCCCUAUUGAUAUGACAAAGGCUGAGAACUAGCUUUAAGCCCUGGUCUGUCAAGAUGCUGAGUUACUACGGUUUUCUAAUCUUAAUUAGAGAUGGAGCAAGUAGAACAAGACGCAGACUUCAUAGCAUUGUCUCGUCAGUUCAAACUCACUGCCAUGGAGCUUAUUUCUGUUCUUGAGCAGAAACAAAAAACUGGGGGGAGAACUAAAGUUCUACUUGAGACCGUUCCUGUGCACAAACUGGCCGAUAUAUUUGUUGCUAGCUUUGAGAUUAGCUUUGAAGAGCAGCUGUCUAUGUUAGACUCUGUUGAUGUCAAAGUAAGGCUUUCAAAAGCCACAGAAUUAGUUGAUAGGCAUUUACAGUCUAUUCGCGUGGCAGAGAAGAUUACGCAGAAGGUCGAAGGACAGUUGUCGAAAUCACAGAAGGAAUAUCUUCUACGUCAGCAGAUGAGGGCUAUUAAAGAAGAGCUUGGUGACAAUGAUGAUGAAGAUGAUGAUGUUGCUGCCCUUGAAAGAAAGAUGCAAGAUGCUGGAAUGCCUCCAAAUAUCUGGAAGCAUGCUCAAAGGGAAUUAAGGAGACUAAAAAAGAUGCAACCUCAGCAACCUGGGUACAAUAGCUCUCGUGUUUAUCUUGAGAUUCUUGCCGAUUUGCCAUGGCAGACAACCAGCGAAGAAGUUGAGUUGGACCUAAAAGCAGCAAAAGAGCGGCUUGACAGUGACCACUACGGCUUAGUGAAAGUCAAACAGAGGAUUAUCGAAUAUCUAGCAGUUCGCAAGCUGAAACCAGAUGCCAAAAGCCCGAUAUUGUGCUUUGUUGGCCCACCGGGUGUUGGGAAAACAUCUUUGGCAUCAUCUAUUGCUGCUGCUCUGGGUAGGAAGUUCAUACGGAUAUCCCUUGGUGGUGUGAAGGAUGAGGCUGACAUUAGAGGGCAUAGGAGGACAUACAUUGGAAGCAUGCCAGGGCGCCUCAUCGAUGGAUUGAAGAAAGUAGCUGUUUGCAACCCUGUUAUGUUGCUGGACGAGAUUGAUAAGACAGGAUCAGACGUCCGUGGGGACCCUGCUUCAGCACUGCUCGAGGUUCUUGAUCCUGAACAAAACAAAUCUUUCAAUGAUCACUAUUUGAAUGUUCCUUUUGAUCUAUCAAAAGUGAUUUUUGUGGCCACUGCAAAUAGGGCGCAGCCGAUUCCUCCGCCCCUCUUAGACAGAAUGGAAGUCAUUGAGCUUCCUGGAUACACAUCUGAAGAGAAGCUCAGAAUAGCAAUGCGCCAUCUAAUUCCACGUGUCCUGAAUCAGCAUGGCUUGAAUUCUGAUUUCCUUAAAUUUCCCGAGGCCAUGGUUAAACUUGUUAUUGAACGGUACACUAGAGAAGCCGGUGUGAGGAACCUCGAGAGAAACCUUGCCGCCUUAGCUCGUGCAGCAGCUGUAAUAGUCGCAGAGCAGGAGCAUAGUCUUCCAAUUAACAAAGAUAUGCACCAGAUUUCUUCACCGUUGUUGGAGAGUAGACUUGCCGAAGGAGGGGCUGAAGUAGAGAUGGAAGUCAUGCCAAUGGAUGUUAACAAUCAUGAAAUAUCAAAUGUAUUCAGGAUCAUGUCACCGUUGAUUCUGGAUGAAGAUAUGCUGGAAAAAGUACUAGGGCCUCCAAAGUAUGAUGAUAAAGAAGCGGCAGAGAGAGUUGUGACUCCUGGGGUUUCCGUUGGCCUAGUUUGGACCGCCUUUGGUGGAGAAGUCCAGUUUGUCGAAGCUACAGCAACUGCAGGAAAGGGGGAUUUGCACCUCACCGGACAACUGGGUGAUGUUAUCAAAGAAUCAGCACAGAUAGCACUCACAUGGGUAAGAGCUAGGGCGACUGAACUUAAUCUGGCUACUGAACAAGAAAGCAAUCUGCUUGAAGGACGGGAUGUUCAUAUACAUUUUCCAGCUGGAGCCGUACCAAAAGAUGGACCUUCAGCAGGUGUGACCCUUGUCACCUCACUAGUUUCGCUUUUCAGUCGGAGAAGGGUAAGAGCUGAUACAGCAAUGACAGGAGAGAUGACAUUGCGUGGUCUAGUUUUACCCGUAGGUGGUAUCAAGGAUAAGGUGUUGGCAGCACACCGCUACGGGCUUAAGAGGGUUAUCCUGCCAGAGAGAAAUUUGAAAGAUUUGGUUGAAGUGCCUUCAGCUGUUCUUGGAAGUCUGGAGAUACUAGUGGCUAAGAGAAUGGAAGAUGUACUUGAACAUGCUUUUGAAGGCGGUUGCCCGUGGAAGCAUCGUUCCAAGUUAUAAAGAGGAUAAAAACCUAACGUUCAAUCUAACAGAAAGCAAGCAACUUGGUUAUCAUUGGACUGCUACCACGGAGGCAAGGGAUCCCGAGUCGAAAUUAGAAAUUAUUUAUCCUGAUCCUGAUAUGUGUAAAAAUCGUUUAUAUUUUAAUCACAAAAUGUUCAAAUGUUGGUUUGGAUU
Molecule: messenger RNA, 3162 nt
Organism: Cynara cardunculus var. scolymus (artichoke)
Lineage: Eukaryota; Viridiplantae; Streptophyta; Magnoliopsida; Asterales; Asteraceae
Product: lon protease homolog 2, peroxisomal-like
Exons: 18
Coding region: 817-2985 (722 amino acids)
Biological process (GO): protein catabolic process; protein targeting to peroxisome; protein quality control for misfolded or incompletely synthesized proteins
Cellular component (GO): peroxisomal matrix
Molecular function (GO): serine-type endopeptidase activity; ATP-dependent peptidase activity; ATP hydrolysis activity
Source: RefSeq, a predicted model, not a curated record